CAUGUGACUGCCAAUAAUCACCCGACACCUCACCUCGCUUCCCUAUAUAUAUUCUUUAGUAGUUUCAUAAUACACAUACGCAUAGACACGCUCAGUGAAGCUUGUUGUCACCUGUGCCCGCCCUGUUCCUAGUCAUGUCCACCGCAACACGACAAACAUUCGCACCCGCCGUUGGUGGUAUGGCCCGAGCAGAGCGUGAUGUGAGUGCCUUAACCAAGCAGUACUCUGCUCGCGACCUUCCUUCACACAAACGACUCAAGUUCCGUGCCCCUGGACAGUCAACCAUCCAAGAACUCCACCACCGGGACUUCCGUCGCGAAUUGGAGGACCGGGAACGUGCCGGUGGAAGCGAUACACGAAAGAACGGCUUGACCAAACAGUACCCAGCUAGCGACCUUCCCUCACACAUACGAGUCAAGCUCCGUGCCCCAAGAGAGUUGACCAUCCAAGAAUUGAAGGACUGCGAACGUGCUGGUGGAAGCGAUGAACGCAAGAACAGUACUACUGGUGAAAGCAAAAAACGCAAGAGCGGCCCUACUGGUGGUAUCAACGAAUGGGGGGACUUAGAAAGUUCCUUAUCACCACCUUCCAAAAAGAAAAAGUACGACCAGAAUGUUUUAGACAAUUUAGAUGAGGACGAUGCCCAGGACGACGAUGACACCGACUCCGACGAGGAUUCUGACGAAGAAGAGCUCGUUCGCGAGCUGGAACGGAUUCGGCGAUUGCGUGUGGAGCAGCAGGAAAGAGAGGAACAAGAACGUCAGGUACGGGAAGAACGUAUCAGGAUAGAGACCAUCGUAUCUGGUAAUCCUUUACUGAACCUUGCCAAGGCCCCUGCACGGCUUCCAAUAGAAGUCAAAAGACGUUGGGAUGAAGAUGUCGUCUUCAAGAAUUGCGCUGCUUCAGAGCCACAAGGAAAAACCUUCAUUAAUGACACCUUACGAUCUGAAUUUCAUAAGCGUUUUAUGGAUAAAUAUUUUACUUAAUGUAGUUCUUACAUAAAAAUUGUUCGACCAGUUGGUAAGGGUCGAGUUUAAAAAAUGUUUUGUACUCUUUACAAACGUGAAAGAUUUAGAUUGAAAAUUAUUUUUUUAAACAAAGAGAAAGUCAUAUUCAAGCAUUAUUAAGAAGGUAAAAAAUUUUGUUUUAUAUUUUGCGUAUUUGUUUUAUAAUACUAUUUUAUUGUCUUUAUUCUAGUAAUGUAUAAAUUGUUUCGGUUUUCAUUAACUUGCUUCUUUCAAGUUUUACAGUUGAAUAUGAAAGUAAAUACAGCUGUAUAUUACGUAGGUUAUAUUACUGUACUGUAUAUGAAAUAGUUAUUUACUUAAAAUAAACUUUCAUUAUAAACAUGUGUUUCAUGUUCACUACUGGUGGUAUUUGAGUUUUGACAUUUAAUGUAUUUACCGCAUAUUAUGCAUCCAAAGGCUAGGCUGCAGUAUACUCAAAUACUACAAUUAUGAGUGACUUAACAGAAUACUUUGGCUGCCUGUGACUGUUAUCACUGCUUUCCAUGGUGGUGUGAAUUGUCUCUUGGGCAGAGUAAUACAUUCUGUAAUAACAUCAUACUUUAUAACAUUAGAACAUAAUGUACUCAUAUAUGCUCACUUCUUUAUAAUACAUUGUUCAUUACGUCCCACCUUUUGAACUGAGAGGAUUAAUUCAUUAGCUCCACCACCUCUCAUUAAUCUAAUGGCAGAGGCUACAUUUAUCUUUGAAAUUCUAUCCCCAAUACUUUUCAGAUUCAACUCCAUCCUCAUUAUCUCAAUCAUAGCAUUUCUUACAAAGAAGUUUUUGAAAAGAAAAGAAAUUCUAAGAAUUCUCAUGGCUUUAUUUUGUACCUUCUCCAACUUGCCC
Molecule: messenger RNA, 1854 nt
Organism: Procambarus clarkii (red swamp crayfish)
Lineage: Eukaryota; Metazoa; Arthropoda; Malacostraca; Decapoda; Cambaridae
Source: RefSeq, a predicted model, not a curated record